UGCAUCUCCCACCUCUUCCCCUCCUACCAGAAACAGAGAAAAGAGUGUCGACUCUGUUAAAAAGCAAAAGCAGCCGAAAUGAGCGGAGCCACGACGGCGGCGUAUUUAGCUCGAAGAGCAGCUCAGCAAGAAAGGGUUCGGAUCCUCUACCGUCGUUCCCUCAAAGAUACCCUUAACUGGGCCGUCCAUCGCCACCUCUUCUAUCAAGAUGCCUCUGAUCUUCGCAAAAAAUUCGAAGCCAACAAGCAUGUGGAAGAUCUUGACACAAUUGACAAAAUGAUAGCUGCAGGUGAAGCAAUGUAUGAUAAGUGGAGGCAUCCUGAUCCUUAUAUUGUUCCCUGGGCUCCCGGUGGUUCCAAGUUUACUCGAAACCCUGUCCCACCAUCUGGGAUUGAGAUUGUGUAUGAUUAUGGUAAAGAAGUCAACGAUUAAACGUGAUCUUUUCUAUUCCAAGAAAUAAAGGUCUAGAGAAUCGUUGAGCGUAAUAGGGAUCAAACAACAGCAACUUUGUUCGCAUUCAUUGAAGUGAAACUAGUUGAAGCUUGAAUAACAC
This is a messenger RNA of Hibiscus syriacus, 553 nucleotides long. Its product is annotated as NADH dehydrogenase [ubiquinone] 1 beta subcomplex subunit 9-like. NCBI's taxonomy places the organism in Eukaryota, Viridiplantae, Streptophyta, Magnoliopsida, Malvales, Malvaceae. Gene Ontology annotation, biological process: mitochondrial electron transport, NADH to ubiquinone. The transcript has 6 exons. The coding region runs from base 79 to 432 and encodes 117 amino acids. The record is from RefSeq and is a predicted model, not a curated record.